UCCCGAAACAGAGUAGAGAACGUUUCCUUCUGACGGAAGUGGGCGCGGGUUCUUUCGAGUCUGGUCUACCCCCCCCUCCCGGAGGGACCGGGAGGGGUCAGAAUACUAAGUGAUAGAAAAUAAAGCAAAGUCUCUUCCAACUUGGCCUUGGAUCCACAGAACUGCAUGGACACAAAACUCUAUGAAGUCUACACCGAAGCCCCCAAGUCGUUUUAGAAUAGAAUAGAAUAGAAUAGAAUAGAAUAGAAUAGAAUAGAAUAGAAUUCUUUAUGGCCAAGCGUGAUUGGACACACAAGGAAUUUGUCUUUGGUGCAUAUGCUCUCAGUGUACAUAAAAGAAAAUAUACCUUCAUCAAGAAUCAUAAGAUACAACACUUAAUAGUAGUCGUAGGGUGUUGUAAGUGUUGUAUCUUGAUGAAGGUAUUUUAUUGUAAAUAAUUUUUAAAAAGCCACCUCCUAUCAUUUUUUAAAAAAAUAAAAUUUGAAGCGCACUGAAGAGGUCUCCUCCACCAAACGUUUGCAAUCAAAUUGCCAAGCUCGGAGCUCCAACCAGCAACGUAAACACCAACCCGAGCUUUUAAUAUUCAAAGACAUUUCAAUAGAAUUUCAAUGUAGUCCUGGAACUUCCUCUCAUCCCAUCACUAACCCAGUCCUAGUUUGCUUUGCUUUUCUUGAGAGCCGUUGAGGCUGAUUCUGCAGCGGGCGGCAGCUGUUUGCGAGGCGUGCAGAGGGUUAUCCUCCCCAAUAGAGGCUCUAGAAACGGUUUAGUUUAGUGAUCCGUGGUGCCUGAUGGUUGCUAGGCAGCGAGGUUGUGAUUUGGAUUCCGGUGAGUUGGGAGAGACACAGGCAAAGCGAAGGGGGUGGCCGGGAACAGCAGCCUACAAGAAGGAUGCCUCAUCUCUGUCACACUACUGUACCAUUAUUGGCCGGCAUUCAUGAAUACAAUGUGGUUUUUGUCAUAUAUACUUCAGAAUGUAAUCCCUGCAAUCCAUAUAUCAUGAAAGAACUUCUUAUAAGAACUCUAUAUUCACUGGAUAGCAGACUAAUGGAUUCCAUGUUCAAUAUCAUCUGGUGUUCCAGCAAGGUAUUAAAGUGGCAGACUGAAUUGGUAGAAUGUUCCCUCACCAACAUCAUGGAUGCAGCUUCUUGGAUCAGAAGUCUGCCAAUGAAUAGCAAGAGGAAAGCCAGUGCUUGGAAUGCCAUUGAAGAAGCAAUAGAAGAUCCCAGCUGCCAAGCAAUAUGUCUGUUCACCAGCGGAUUGCCCGAAGGCUCUGUGGAAGAAAUCUGUAGCCACCUUAAAGAGACAAAGCAAUCGUGUCCAGUGCAUAUUGUGCAAUUGAUAGAAAAUAGAGACAGCAAUAAAAUUAGCUGUCAAAAGCUAUUGGAGAAAGUAGCCAAGAUGUCUGGUGGUACUUUCCAAGCUAUUGAUGGAACUUCCUCUGAGGAUAAGACUGGCUGUAAUUUAGAUUUUCAUCAUCCUGGUCGCAUCAGCCAUCAUCUCGGCUUCCCUCCGCUGACAGAUCACUGCACAAAACUGUUUCCUUUGGGUGCAUGGGAUCCAGAUACUUAUAACACAUGUCUAAGAAGUCCCAUACAAGAGAAUUUAGGGGACUGUUCUACAAACAGCCGUCAUCUGCUGAGGGGGAUACGAGUUCUUGCCAGAAAACAGACAGAUGGCUAUUAUUAUCUCAGUCAUAUUGUCCAAAAGGUGAAGGAUUCCCCUGAACAUGUCCUAGUUGAGUUUGAAAGAUGCCAGCGAUCACGGAAAGGUCAGGCUCCAUUUCGAAGGCAAGAAACGCCUCUCUAUGAUAUUAUCCAUUAUGAUGAUGCCAGGUGGCUGCCAUUAUCUGCAGGAGAUGGGACCCUUGCUCCAUGGGACAAGAAUGGCAAACGAUACGGCCCAGGCAUCGUUCUCCAAGUAACAGAAACCAAGUCAGAUUAUUCAGCUUUCCAAAAUAGCAAAGUGCUGAUUAACUUCUGGAAUGGCCGGACCAAGACAAUAUCAGCCGAUGUUGCUGUGAGGAUCCCUCUUCCGUUGUAUGAGCGCAUCGUUCUUGAGCUUCAGAUGCCAUUGACAGCCAGGCAGCUUUUGGUGGAGCAGAAUCCAGAUUAUCCUUCUGUGGUGCCACCUGGAUAUCGGGCUUCUGGACCUUGCAGGCAUAACCAUGUACCUUGGAUGCCUUGGUCUCAGACUUUAGAAACCCGUUGCAUUGGAGUCUGUGGGAGCAAUACCCAUUUUUCUCCUUGGUCUUUCUGCUGCCCGCUACAGAAUCAUAGUACAUCUCCAGUAAGUUCAACAUGGGCAGAUGAUACUUUGAUACCAAGAGUCAGCCGAUCAAAAGAGGAGCUGAGCAAGAAGUUAGAAGACCAAUUUUCAAUAGGCAGAGUUCCUGCUUUGGAAAAUGAUAAGGAUGCCAAAGGAGAUAGCAGCAACCUAAAGAAGGAAACAAAUUUAGCAGAUGAAAAAUCUUGGGAAGAGAAAGAAAUCAAAGUUGCAGAACCCAGCAAGGAUCAGAAAGUGAUGGAUUCAGAAGAUGCAACAAACAGUAUUAGCACCGUGGUUGAAAUAGCUACCAAUGCAGGCAAAUGGACGACUCAACAAAAUCAGAAAUGUUUUUUACAGCCCAACUUGAGUGGCUCUUCAACCCAGAUUUCCCAAAGAAAGGCUUCUCAGAAAACGUACUUGGCUAACAGUUCCAAACUCCAAACAAAGCUUGACUGGGUGGACAGGUCAUUGAAGAAAGAUCAUGUAGCUAUUGAAUCUGUUUUGCACAUGCGAAGGAGCUACAGUGCACCACCAUCUGGACAGAAAUUACUGGAGAAGGAAGCCCCUUGGGAUAGUCCCAAAGAAGUGGAUGCCAACCCAGCUAAGACAGACUUCAAACGGCAGAAGUGGGAGCAGAGACAGCUUAGGAAAGAGCAACAACAACAGGAAAUGCAUCUCAAAAGAGAGACAUGGCUUGAAAAUAAGAGGCAGCAAACUCUCCAGCGGACAUUGAAAGGCUCACAAAGGCUUCAAGAGCAGAGUGACAGAGCUGAGCGGCAUCUGGAGCAGCUCCGAGAGGCAAGGGCAGCGAGAAGAAGGCAGGAGUCCCAUUUGCGGGAAGAAGAAGGAAAGAAAGAGAACCAAAGGAAGGAAUUCUUAAAGGCACAGCACAAGCAGAGGGAGAAGCAGCUGGAAAAACAUAAUCAAAUGAUUGAUGGUCAGGAAAAAGAGAGGCUGGCACUUCUCAGGAAUAGAAAAGAAGUCAUGCGAAAGAAUGCAGAAAUUGUCCUGAAGGAACAGGAUGCAGAAAAUAAGAAGAAGGAAACUGUCAAAUGCCAGUUGUCCCAUAAGCGAGAGCAGAUUUUACAGAAUAAAGAAAAGGAGAUGCAGAUGCAGAAAGGACUCCUACAGUAUCUCAGGGAACAUGACCUCUUAUUGCUCCGUGCGUCUAUGCUACCAUAGAAUAAACCAAUUUCUGCAACCAAGGUACUAAAAGUGUUCACAAACAAUGCAUUGUGAAAUGGUUCUUCUGCGUCUGAAGCCAAGCACUUAUUGUACUUGAGAACUGGAGAUGAUGUAGAAAAUGAUCCUUGCUAAUCAGCCCAAUUUUCAUUUUCUGUUUCAUCUUGGUGAACUUCAAGCCACCUUUUUCUGAUUGUCAUAUUUCAUUUCAAUUUUGCUUCAGCUUAUUUCUUGAGAAACUGCGAAACUUCCUGGUCUUUUCAAUAGUACCUGAAGCACCUUUGAAAUACAUAUUAAAUUUAGGAAGUGGGAUAGCACCAUCCUCUUAAAAUUUAGUCUUUGUCCACAAAUGUAUCCCAAUAUAAAAACCAAUCCUUCAGAUUUAUUUGACUAGUUUUAAUUUUCCGUCAAUAUAGUUCAGCUGUUUUCCCUUUUUCAAAAUUCUUUGGGAAGAAUGAUCAUAUAUGCAUGUGCAGAUAGAGUUUUUAAAAAAUUUCCUUUUCCCUUCUCACACUACAUUAAAAUUCUUUCUUCCCUUCAGAUUACCUUUUUAAUCAUCAAGAUAUUUUAAAACAACUUGCCUGGAAUAAAACCGAGUGAUUAAAAAUGAUAUUCCCUUCCAAUCACUAAGUGCAUUAAGCAGCCUUAAGCCUGUUUCACCCUCUCUCAGCCAAACAGCAGAUAAAAGAGAAGGUUACCCUUAAAAUGUACUAAAUUUAACAGAGUAUGCCAGGCCAUAUGCUUGAUGUUAACCUGCAAAGUUCUUAAUGGUUUGGGAUUAGAAGCACCUGAUGGACUAAUUUCAUCACCUGUCAAGACAUUAGUCUAAUACUCCUGCAUUUUGGAGAUUACUCAAGCUGAUAUUGGCAACAAAGCUUUACUCUGCCUUCCGAGUUGGAAUUCUCUUCGUUGUUACAAAUCUCUAAUGGUGUUUCUCUUAUUUUGUAGGCUAAAAGUAAAAUCUUCUCUGCUGCAAUGUCAGGGGAGAGCACACUAUACUUGUGAGCAGGAUCACCUGGCACACAGAAUUCUAGACAAAUAGGAUCGACUUCGAGCAAAAAGGCAUAGCCCGAUAUCUAUAAUCUAUAAUUCUAUAGGCCAGUGUUUCUCAGUAUCAGUAACUUUACAGAAUUCCCCAGCCAGCAUUGAAAAUUGCCUAGCAAUUAGGUGAAAUUGUGCUGCUCUGGUUGUUGAUUGUCUCUCUUAAGGGCAGUGCUGAAAUCCUACUGGUUCGCAUCAGGUGAACCGGUAGUGAUAAAAUCUACCAGUUCAGCGAACAGGUAGUUUAAAAAAGCUACUGGUUGGUCUGAACCGGUAUUUCCGAUGAUCAGCUGCGCCAUGCGAUUUAUGUUCGCUAGAAAGCAGAAAAUCCCCCUCACUGUUCUACUUCCCCUCUCACUGUUCUACUUCCCCCCUCACUGUUCUACUUUCCUUCAAAUGGCUUUUUCCACAUGCAGUGCAUGUUUGGUGCGCACUGCGCAUGUACACGCAAUGUGCGUUUGGUACACACUAUGCAUUCGUGUGUGCAGCGUGCAUCGGAUACACACUGCAUGCGUGGGCAGCAAACCAAUGGCAACCUGCAGAGGAUUUUACCACUGCUUAAGGGUAAUAUUGGUUUGGACUUAUCAAUGGGGCCUUGGGGCCUUUGAGUAGUUUCCUGAAAGCCAAAAUUCAGAUUAAGGAUCUCUAAUGUGAUAUAUAUUAUAUUGGUACCUUCCCUGGACUUUGACUGCACGUCCCAAAGAAUGGUUCAUAAAAUUUCAUUAACCUGCUUUCAUUGUUCAUUUGUGUCCAUUUUUGUGUUUGGCUUUUUAGGGGAAAGGCAAUAGCAAAGAAAGUUUAGGAAUCCCUGUUUUAGGGCCUAUAGGCUAUGUAUCUGUGUUAUAACUGUUUGCAUUGCAGUUUACUAUAUUAAUCAUAUUUUUAUAGGUGCACAUUUAUAGGUUUCUGUUGUUUACCUGAAAUGCACAUUUGGUCAGAAAGAUGGAAUAUUCAUUUUUAAAAUAUAUACGUAAAAUGUAUCAGACUAACUUCCCCAACCUCUUGCUCUCCACAUGUCUGGGAUGUGUUUGUAAUGUCAUGCUUUUGAACUGAAAAGGCAAAAUUCAAAAGAAAACAUUUAGAAAGUCUGGGUUUUUUUUCACCUACACAAAACCAGGAGCACCGUGAAAAACCAUUUCUUGCCAAAAAAAAUUUAUUAGUUCAUCCAACUUUCCCAACAUCAGUAGGCAGAAGUAUAUUCUUCUAAAAAUAUGUCUAUUAGUAAAAACAAAUUAGCUAAUAUUAUUUUCAAACAUAAAUGACUGCAUA
Molecule: messenger RNA, 5757 nt
Organism: Ahaetulla prasina
Lineage: Eukaryota; Metazoa; Chordata; Lepidosauria; Squamata; Colubridae
Exons: 12
Coding region: 889-3447 (852 amino acids)
Source: RefSeq, a predicted model, not a curated record